Myxocyprinus asiaticus (Chinese sucker) is the source of this 6604-nucleotide messenger RNA. Its product is annotated as docking protein 2-like. Bases 3669 to 5231 code for a protein of 520 amino acids. Gene Ontology annotation, biological process: cell surface receptor protein tyrosine kinase signaling pathway; positive regulation of MAPK cascade. The transcript is spliced from 6 exons. Lineage: Eukaryota; Metazoa; Chordata; Actinopteri; Cypriniformes; Catostomidae. The record is from RefSeq and is a predicted model, not a curated record. Gene Ontology annotation, cellular component: cytoplasm.
UGACAACUUCAUCUUUCCUGCACAUUUAUAGAAGCAUUACUUAUUUUAACCUACAUGCUGUCCUUUUCCAUGAAAACACCUCCAUCAUGACUUGCAGUGCAGUACUUUAGAGAAAAGGACACUAAAUGGGUCCUAAACAAAUUUUUGUGAUGCAAAAUUUGACAAGGUUUUUUUUUUUUUUUUUUUUUUUCAUGUGAUAUUUAGUCUGGAUGGCUGGCCAUUGGUCUUGAAAGUUGGGUAGCCCUGCAGAAGUUUAAGUACAUCAGUAAGUGUUUUUAAGUGAGUUGUUAAUGUAUAAUCGAUAAACUGCACAAUUGGGCAAUUUUAAAAAUAACACCUGUAUAUACCUGUUUAUGUUCAGCAGAAUAUUUCAUAAAUGGUACUAAAUUGUGGCAUUGCUGAGUUUUACAGUCACACCUUAUGAGUGCAAUGUCUUUGGUGCAGGUUUUCACAUCAGUGGUCAGAGCUAUUAAAGGGUAGUUAAAGGGAUAGUGUGAAAUUUGUCACGAAUUACUCACCCUCAUUUUGUUCCAAACCCCUUUGACUUUCGUCUGUAGAAUACAAAAGAUGUUAAGCAAAAUUUUAGUCCCAGUCACUGUUCACUUUCAUUGCAUAAUUUUACCAUACGAUGAAAGUGAAUGGUGACUCAGGAACAAAAAGUUAGUUAGCGAAGGGAAAACCAGGUUCAGGUGGGGGAGCCAGUUACCAACUGGCUAAACAGCAUGAACCUAAUGCCAAUAUUAGUUAGCUAUGUUUAAACAAGUCAUGUAUUAUGCAACUUGUUUGGUAAGCAAUUUUUAAAACUAAAGGGGAAUCGAGCUAAAAUUAAAGGUGAAAAAUGAAGAAAGAAAAAAGCUUGGGAGAAACCAGGCUUAGCUGGGGUAGUCAGUUCCAUUUUGGCUAAAAAGCAUGAACCUAAUAUAGAAUUGGUCAUGUGGCUAUGUGUAAACAAGUCAUGUAUUAAUCGAGUAGAUUAAAUGAUUGGUAGGCAUUGUUUAAAACUAAAGGGUAUCAGUUGAACUGUAAGAUUAUGAUUUUCAUCCCAAAGUGACUGCGGGGGUGCAGGUAGAUGCAGCGUACUCUGGUUUUUGGCUGACAAAGGCUUUAGAUGGCAGUAACCUAAUGUCUAUAUAUUCCAUUUUAAGAGAACAAAGUUAUACAAACCAUGGACAGUGAAGUGUUUACUGCCUGACAUCUUUUGUGCUCAUUAAAGGAAAGAAAAUCAUAUGGGCUUGGAAAGUAUAUUUUUGAGUUAAUGAUCUCUUUAAGAAGUGUAAGAUCAUACCAUAUGUCUCCUUGGACACUUGAAGACUGGCUCAUACUGCUGUAGGUCUUUCUAGCUAUUGAAAUACCCUGGCACCCAAGGGACAGCAGUAACUGCAAAACUUCAGAACUGGGAAGAAAAAAUAAUUUAGAUCAAUCCAGUUCAAACCAUUUGCCAGUUCACCUAAUUUUCUCACACCAGUUUUUUCAAAUAUGCGGGUAUUUCUUGUGUUACAUAAUUGUUUUUAACACAUUAUAGUAUGGUAUAAAUUGUCAGCAAUACCAAUCAUUGGAAGCUCCAGGCAGAAUAUAUUUGUUGGCUGCAUUGAAUUUGGGGAUUUUCUCAGUGUGUGUUUGACUGUAAAUGGUUACUCCAUUGAAUGGCAAGUUUAAGUCCAAAGCCACAAACGCUCAGAGAGGCCAUGUAAUAAUUUUUAUGUAUACAUGUAGUUGGAGUUGGACAAACUGGCAUAUUUUCAUGGUAUGAUGAUUUUCAUACCAAGAAUUGUGUAUUUGCUAAGCAAUGUAUUUGGAUUGCCCAGGUCAGUAUUAUAAGGAUGAGGCUAGGUGUUGAGCCAUCAGUAUCUCCAGCCUGAUUGUCAUAGCAAAACUGCUCCACCUUUUUGAAACAAGGAGUUUGCAUUUUCCACUCAUAAGGGAAAAUAUAUAUUUUUUUCUUUGUGGAUCGUUUUUCAUAUUAAACUGUAAGUGCUGCAUCACAUUGUCCUCCCCAGUUUUUGUAAAAAAAAUUUUUUUAUUUUUUUUCCCCACAUUUAAGCCUUUUAGUUUCUGUUGACAUUGAUAUAGCUAUUUUUGAUUACAUGACUCUUUAACAAUGUAAUUAACUAUGAUUUGUCCAUGAUCAAGAGGGACAAUUUGUAGUUCUCUCACAUUCAGAAUAUUCAUUGUCUCCCUGCAUUAUUUCCAUCACAUUCUCUGUCCAGGCGUAGCCUAAAAGUUUGGACGGAAGUCUGCUGAUUCAACAAUUGAAUGAUGUCAAAGGAUGAUGACAGGGUUUAUAUAGGCCUUCUUGAUCCUUCAUUAAGUAAUAGUAAGUUGUAUUUACAUGAAUGGCUGUUUAUGCUAUCGCUCAUUUUAACACACAUUUGUGCAUUCGGUAACACUAAUUAAUGUGUCUGUCUGUGACGGUGCAUGAGUUUAUGUCUGCCUGCCAGUCUGUGCAUGUACAUACAGUGCGAUACGAAAUGUGGAUUGGAGACUGCAGUCGGUAUUCCGGAGGUCUGCCCCAAAUGUGCUUGGCAUGCCUGCCCUGAUCUGAAGGCUGCUAGAGAUGCAAUAAUUCGAAGUGGGUGACAAAAGUGGGGAAGCACCAAGUGGUCUAUCUCUAGAAAUCUACCUCCAUCUUUAAUUCCAGGACAUUCAGGCAGGUAAAAAAAUGUUUUUAUAGUAUGUUAUUAAGUUAUGUAAUGUUAGUAAGUUCAUAACAAUUGUUGUAAAUGAAUGGUUUAAAAAGACAUACUCUUUGCUCACCAACAAAUUGUUAUUGACUUACAUUGACUUUCAAUCCUAAAGGCAUAGUUUCCAGAGGGUUCAUUUAUAUGUCCAUCAUGUUAUUUAUAUAAGAUUUUAUAUAAAAUAUUUUACAUUGUGAAACAGUGGUGUCCCUGGCUCUUUAUUUCUGGUGGAACAUAAUCAAUCAGUUGUUAAACCCUCUAUUAGGGGACAUACAAGCUUCCUUAGUCAUUUCGAAUCAAGCAAAUAUGCAUUAAAAACAUCCAUAUUGAUUGGCCUAAGGCAGUGGAUAUUAUCUCACACAACUCACAUGAAUGACAGUAUAACAAAACUAAUCACAAACUAAAGAUACACAGACAGGCCAGCCCCAAGCUGACCACAUGAGAACAAUAACAUAGCUUCAACAUAACAGAUCUUGUUAUAUUGCAAAUCCAUUGCAGGUGCCAUUUGUAAGGGAGGUACAACAAGUUCAAUAUGCGGAAAAAUAAAUGAAUAAAUAAAUAUUCCUUAAAAUUAAUCCUUAUCAUGCAAUAUAUUAACAUGAAUUUACAUUCUCUUAACAGAUUUAUGGGCAUGUGAUUCCAGUUCAUAGUGGUAUAAAAGUGGUAAUAAGUUUAUCUGUUAAUUAGUUUCAUACGUUUAAAAUAAUAAUUAUUCUAAACUGAGAGAUUAUCCACGUUUCAACACAAGCAACAGUUUAAAUUCCAAACACUAGCUGUCAUUUUUUCUGGUGGAGGUGGAGUCUAGGUUUGCACUUACUCUACCCUGUGUAAAAGGCUUGGUAAUAUCGUGAAUUAACAGUUUAGGGAGGUCACACAUUGUCCUGUGAAUGGAUAAACAUUUUUUUUAAAUUUAUUUUAAAAUAAACAAAUUAAUUUAUAAAGCACUUUUCAGACCUGCCAGAGAUUUUUGACAUAAAGCCUUAAACAGACAUGGACACUCACGGGAAACAAGGUGACGUUUACCUACAGCACCAGAGAUGUGGUGAGAAGUGGAAGCGGUAUUGGCUGGCCCUUCAUCCAGCUAGUCGGCAUGGCGUGGCACGGUUAGAAUUGUCAGAGGCUGCUAAGGAACGUUCAGCUGUGGUGGUCAGACGGCAUCCAGAGAGAAAAGUUGUCCGUCUGGACGACUGUGUGACUGUCGUCAAGCUGCCUCCUCAUGCAGAGGCUUGUCCAGGGGAAAACAUGGCUGCCUUUUGUGUGGAGACAGAAGACAAGAGGCUGGUGUUUGCAGCAGAGAAGGAAAGCUGUGGAGAAUGGGUGAAGUUAAUAUGUAACAUUGCCUUUCAGAAACACAGUAAUAGUGGCACACACUGGGCCCCUCGCAUGGAGGACAAUCAGAUCUACAUGUCCAGAGAACAACUGUGCAAGUUCAAAGUGGUUGUGUUGCAGACUGAGGCAUCAGUUGGUUGUGGCCUGAAAGGACAGUACUGGCUGCAAGCUGAUGAGGACAUGUUGGUGCUUCAAGAUCUGGAGACCAAGAAGACAGUUUUGGAGUGGCCAUAUAAGCUGCUACGCCGCUAUGGACGAGAUAAGAUGCUGUUUUCAAUAGAGGCUGGAAGACGCUGCGAGUCAGGCCCAGGAACCUUUAUUUUUGAGACCAGGCAGAGUGAAGAGAUACUCCGUCUUACUGAGUCAGCCAUUUGCCAAAAGAAGAGCCUCACUGUUACUGGAGGCAGGAACUCACCACAUUCUCCACGUUCUCGUUCUCCUCGCUCACCCUUGCCCAAAUGCCCUGAAAGCUUCACUGUGCUAGAUGCUGAGAGCAAUAACAGCCCUGAUCGCGAGAGUGUGUACUCUAAUCAAGCUGAGACUCUUGUUACAAACAUUCAUGCUUUGUCAAAUCCUGUAAAUAUGGAACCUACAAAUCCAAUUGGCUUAACUGAAUCUUUGUAUGUAAAAUCUGCAGAUUCUUUAAGCUCCUCUAAAAGCACACACUCAGUUCCUGUUGGCAGCGCUAACUUGAUUGAGCCUGUGUAUUCAAAUCCUGCUGAUUUAAUUGCCGGACAUGAAUCUGUGUAUGCACAGCCAGCAGAUGCCAUCGUAUCCUAUCAUACUGUAAAGCUAGACCAAUCUGGGCUACAGUCUGGCAUUCCGUCUUAUCAUGAAUCAGAACCAGUGUAUUCUGACCCUGCUGAUGUUAUCCGCUUCUGCCCUAAACCUAACAGUUGUGUCCAUGUCAGCCAACCUCCAACCUUCAACAAUCACAAGCAACAAGAGCCUGUGUACUCUGAGGUGUAUAAUGUCACACAAAACUCAAGUAAAAAACUAGCCCAAAACAUUGAGGAGCCGGUUUAUAGUGUACCGGAGUUUGUUACAUCCCGAAAAGCUGUUCAGGAAAACGAAGAUGAUAACUCUGAACAAAACAAAAUGCCUGAGGAGAUCACAGCCAUCUACAGCAAAGUUAUGAAACCACCAAAAACUACUCAACCUCUGCAAGAAAAAAAACAAAGACAAACACCAGAGAUUGUCUGUGAGGACCUUGGAAUGAUUUAGACUUCAUCUUCACAAACUUCUAGCUCUUAAAUGUCCCACUUUUUUCAUAUUUGAAAUAUUAUUAUUAUUAUUAUUAUUAUUCACUGAUUUUAUUAAUUUAUUCAUCCAUUCUCCCAGAUGUAGUGGAAUACUGACUGAAAAUAAAAGACUUUGUCGUUUUCCAUUAACUGAUGCACACCAUAAUGUUUGAUGUAUUAUGGGUGUUUAAAAAUUGUUUGGUAUUUUUGUUUUUAUGCAAAACAUUAAAAUCUUUUCUUUUUCAUACUUUGAGUUUAAUAAGCUCAACGAUGUAUUUUAUUACUGUUCUGUUGUAACACAGCAAAAUUAACCCUUAAAGGAAUAGUUCGCCCAAAUAUGAAAAUGCUCUCAUCAUUUACUCACCCUCAUGCCAUCCCAGAUGUGUAUGACUUUCUUUUUUCUGCAGAACACAAAUUAUGAUUUAUAGAAGAAUAUUUCAGCUCUGUUGGUCCAUACAAUGCAAAUUAAUGGUGGCCAGAAUUUUAAAUCUCCAAAGAGCACAGAAAGGCAGCGAAAAAGUAAUCCAUACAACUCAAGUGAUUAAAUCCAUGUCUUCUAAAUUGAUAUGAUAGGUGUGGGUGAGAAACAGAUCAAUAUUUAAGUUCUUUUUUACUAUAAAUCUCCACCUUUGACCAGCCCCAACCAGUAGAUGGCGAUAUGCAUGAAUAAUAAUUAAAAAAAAAAAAACAGAAGAAGAAUAUGAAAAGUGGAGAUUUAUAGUAAAAAAGGAAUUGAAUAUAGAUUUUUUCUCACCCACACCUAUCAUAUCACUUCAGAAGACAAGGAUUAAUGCACUGUAGAUGUAUGGAUUACUUUUAUGCUGCCUUUAUUUGAUUUUGGAGAUUCAAAGUUCUGUCCACCAUUCUCUUGCAUUGUGAGGACCUGCAGAACUUAGACCUUCUCAAAAUCUUCAUUUCUGUUCUAAAGAAAAAGAAAAUUAUACACAUCCGGGGACGGCAUGAGGGUGAGUAAAUGACGAGAGCAUUUUCAUUUUGGGGUGAACAAAAUUGUAAAUUUUAAUUAUUCAAUCACAAAUUUUUUUUACUUUAAAACAUGAAUAUAAUCAUUCCCACUCUCUUUUCCCCAAAAUGUUUGAAAGUUCUGGCAAAUACCCAUUGCAAACGUGCAAAUAUAUCACAUGCAAAUGAGCUUUGUGGCAAACUCUUCAUUGUUGCCACAGGUUUGCCAUAGAGGUGUUUGCCAGUAGCGGCAAAUUGGCCAUUGUUGCUGCAGGAUUUGCUACAGAUUCACCACUACUGGUGAAGAGCUGCAAAUUUAUGGCAAUAAUUUUGCUCAUUUGCAGCAUGUUUGCCAGAACUCUAGAUUUUUGUAAGGAUAUUAUAUAGAGUAUUGAA